Meloidogyne enterolobii is the source of this 990-nucleotide messenger RNA. The record is from the annotation of a GenBank genome assembly. Lineage: Eukaryota; Metazoa; Nematoda; Chromadorea; Rhabditida; Meloidogynidae.
AUGUGGGAAUUACUUCCAUGUAAUUCUUUUAUUAAAGUCAAAUUUAUAACUUCAUUAACUGCAACAAUCGACUCUGGCCUUCUUUCACGUAGCCCUUCAGCUGCAUCUACCGUUUCAGGAUGUGUUGCUAACACAAAUAACCCUUCAGGCACUAACUAUAUGCAAAGUCUUUCUCAGCGAUUAGAAGGGGCAGAAAGACGGUUACUUGAAAAAGAAAGGGAAAUACAAACUGCUAAACAAGAUACACAACUAGCAAGGAGAGAAUUGGAUGUCUAUAAACAAUCUUUACAAGAAUCGGAAAGGUCACGGGAUUCGUUAACCAAACAAUGCCGUCAACUUACCUCAGAACUUGAACAAAUGGGCAAAAAACUUAAAGAAGAAGAGGAACAUUUCCAAACCUCUCAAUUUGAGUCAAGAAAACAAUCCAACGAUUUUCUUAUUUUAAAACAAAAAAUUGAAGAGUUAAAGGAAGAAAAUGAGGCAGAAAUGGCCUUAGAGAAGAAAAGAAAUUCAGAAAAAAUGGAAAAGUUGGUUUAUGAGUACGAAUCACGCAUUCGCCAAUUUGUCAAUGCCCAGCGCAGUCAAGAACAAUUACUUGAAAGACUGACUGAAUCUGAAUCACAAUUGGAUAAAACCCAAUCACAAUUGGCUCACAUGGAAAGACUACAACGUACACAAUCUGCUAUAGGAGAAACUUGGGAAGCUCAAUACCGAACUGCUCAGUCUGAAUUGGAAGGUAUUAGGGAUGAAAAUGCUGCUUUAAAGAGUCGGAUCCGAAGACAGAAAAAACAAAUUGAAUUGCUUACACAAGAAAAUGAAUUAUCUGAGAGAGUAAUUGAACUUGAGAAUAAUGUUGGGAGAGUACAAAAUCGUCUUCAAGGAGACAAAUCUGUGAGUGAGAGUUGCACGGAACAUUAUGUAGCAAAAGAAGAACAGAAAAAUUCUGGUGAAGAAAUAGGGAGUGAAGUACCUAUAUUUACAUACUUUUAA